UUGGACGCGGUGAAGACGUACAUGCGGAUGCGCCACGUGCCGGACCACCUGCAGAACAAGGUGAUUCGGUGGUUCGACUACCUCUGGCUGACGCAGAAGUCUUCGGACGAGGAGCGUUCGGUAGGCUGCCUGCCGGACAAGCUCAAGGCCGAGAUCGCCAUCCACGUGCACCUGGACACGCUCAAGAGGGUCGAGAUCUUCCAGAACACCGAGGCCGGCUUCCUGUGCGAGCUGGUGCUUAGGCUACGGCCCGUGCUCUUCAGUCCCGGUGACUACAUCUGCAGGAAGGGCGAGGUGGGCAAGGAGAUGUACAUCGUAAACCGCGGCCGGCUCCAGGUGGUGACGGACAACGGCAAGACGGUGCUGGCCACACUGCGUGCGGGCUCCUACUUCGGCGAGAUCUCCAUACUGAACAUGGGCACGGCGGGCAACAGGCGCACGGCAUCCGUGCGCUCGGUCGGCUACUCGGACCUCUUCUGCCUCUACAAGCAGGACAUGUGGGACGUGCUCAAGGACUACCCGGCAGCCAGGGUCCGCCUCGAGGCCAUCGCCGUCAAGCGGCUCGAGAAGUACAAGCGCGACCCGCUCCGGAAAAUUGCCCUGGGCCGGAGCCGGAGCACCCCCGGCCUGGUCGAGUCCCGCGGAAAGCUGCCGCUCGAGGAGAUGGCGGUGGCGCCCAGCAAGGAGGCGUCGUCGUCGGUGGCCGCCCUCGCUCAGGGCACGGGCAGCGGCAGCAGCACGAGCAGCCAGGAACCCAGGAUGGCUACCACCAGCAGCAGCGCGGCCUGGAACGAGCCCCGGCGCUACGCGGCCGUCGUCACCCCGGCGUCUCCGUGCCCGUACCGCAACGGGGCCCCCUCGGAGUACUCGGCGAACGCCAGUCCGCUGGGCACGUCGUCGGCGUCCACCACCCACCUACUUGUGCCGAGCCUCGCGGGCGCAGCACAGGGCAGCCCCGCGCGAGACGCGUCCCAAGAGGCCCUGCUUGCCGAGAUCAAGAGACUCCGGGAGCGCCUGGUUACCCUGGAAGCCGAGAACGCCACCAUGAGCGUCAAGCUGAGCCAGCAGCAGUGGGAGGUCGAGAACAGACUCGCCGAGAUCGAGCUCCAGAUCUGCGGUGCGGUGAGUCCGGGGAGCAGCGGGUGCUCGUCGGACGAGCACGAGCGUAACAGAGAGUCCAUCAUCUGA
Molecule: messenger RNA, 1188 nt
Organism: Ixodes scapularis (black-legged tick)
Lineage: Eukaryota; Metazoa; Arthropoda; Arachnida; Ixodida; Ixodidae
Product: cyclic nucleotide-gated cation channel alpha-3
Exons: 3
Coding region: 22-1188 (388 amino acids)
Biological process (GO): monoatomic cation transmembrane transport
Cellular component (GO): plasma membrane; intracellular cyclic nucleotide activated cation channel complex
Molecular function (GO): intracellularly cAMP-activated cation channel activity; protein-containing complex binding; cGMP binding
Source: RefSeq, a predicted model, not a curated record